Messenger RNA from Chaetomium strumarium, 1372 nucleotides. RefSeq lists its product as uncharacterized. NCBI's taxonomy places the organism in Eukaryota, Fungi, Ascomycota, Sordariomycetes, Sordariales, Chaetomiaceae. Bases 148 to 1221 code for a protein of 357 amino acids. The record is from RefSeq and is a predicted model, not a curated record. Gene Ontology annotation, molecular function: oxidoreductase activity. The transcript has a single exon.
CACAACUGCAACACAUUCCCACAUCGAUUCCGUCAUGACCGCGGAUAAAAAGCAGGAAGUUGCAACUGGAUAGCGGGUGUGCAGCAAAGCUUCAAAAGGAAUGGACUGCCUCGCGCUGCCACCUAUGUUUUCCAACCUUCUAACGACAUGACCUGCACAGUGGCAACUCGUCUCCUUCGACCAACACAAUACCUGGCAAGAACGACCCGAACACUCACCUCUGCUUCACGAUUCUUUGAAGCGCCAACAGUUUCAGUUCCACCUCGUACCAGCACAGCCAACCCCAUCACACCACCUCCAACUCGGACCUUCUCCUCCGUCAAGAUGUCCAAGAGCGUAGCGGCCGCGAGCCAUGCCGACUUCCACCGCGCCUCCCUCUUCGACCUCAAGGGCCGCGUCGCCCUCGUAACAGGCGGCGGGUCCGGCAUCGGGCUGAUGAUCACGCAAGCGCUGGCCGUCAAUGGGGCCAAGGUCUACAUCGUGGGGCGCACGGGCGAGAAGCUCGACACGGUCGUGUCCACCUACAACAAGGACAUCGAGGGCGAGAUCAUCCCGCUGCAGGGCGACGUGACCAAGAAGGAGGACGUCGCCCGGCUCGUCAAGGAGAUCGAGUCGCGCGAGCAGUGCCUGUGCAUCCUGGUCAACAACGCGGGCGUCUCGAGCAACACGGUCCAGCCGGAAUCCGGGUCGGCGGCCGAGAUGAAGCAGAACCUGUUCGACACGGACAAGACGACCGCCAAGGACUGGACCGACACGUACGAGGGGGACGUGGUGUCCAUCUACUUCAUGACGUCGGCCUUCCUGCCGCUGCUGCAGAAGUCGUCGGAGCGGCACCCGCACUGGUCGGGCACCGUCAUCAACAUUACGAGCAUCAGCGGCCUGGUGAAGGGCGCGCAGCACCACUUCGCCUACAACGCGGCCAAGGCGGCCGCCACCCACCUCACGCGCAUGCUGGCGGGCGAGAUCGCGUCCGCGGGCCACAAGAUCCGCGUGAACGCGCUCGCGCCGGGCGUGUUCCCGAGCGAGAUGACGGCUGGCGAGAGCGAUGAAUACCAGAAGAGCCACCUGGAGAAGUCCAAAUAUGAGGGGAAGGUCCCCGCGGGCCGGCCCGGGCGGGAUAUCGAUAUGGCGCAGGGUGUGCUGUCACUGGCCUGCAACCAGUACAUUGAUGGGCAGACACUGGUUGUAGAUGGGGGGUAUACUCUGUCGAUGGGGCAGUAAAGCGGAGUGACUCCGUUAGCAGUGUACGACUGUGAUGAUGUUCCGUAUAAUUAGUAGCGAGAAAUUCUCAAUGUAUUGUCGUCUUCGAUUGUCAAAUGUGAACUACGAUAGAAGGCGCGGACCGUGGACAUGAUACAUCACUAUGACACGC